UUGGGUCGGUGUUUUCCUUGUUUUGGAUCAUCCAACAAGGAAGCUGAUACUGGACUAAAAUUUGACUCUUUGUUCUUUCUCAUUUCACUUCUUCACAUAGACAAAUCAAAAUCUCGGAGUGGUUCUGAUCCUAAGAAGGAACCAGUAGUUCCUAAGGAACCAACUGCAAAUAUUGCUGCACAAACAUUUACAUUUAGAGAGCUUGCUGCUGCCACUAAAAACUUUAGACCAGAAUGUCUAUUGGGUGAAGGCGGUUUUGGACGAGUUUACAAGGGCCGCUUGGAAAGCACAGGACAGGUAGUCGCUGUCAAACAGCUUGACCGGAAUGGCCUUCAAGGAAAUAGAGAAUUUUUGGUGGAAGUUUUGAUGCUUAGCCUUUUACACCACCCAAACCUUGUCAAUUUGAUUGGUUAUUGUGCCGAUGGGGAUCAACGUCUCCUUGUUUAUGAAUUCAUGCCCUUGGGAUCAUUGGAAGAUCAUCUACACGAUCUACCACCAGACAAAGAACCAUUGGACUGGAAUACACGGAUGAAGAUUGCGGCUGGUGCAGCUAAGGGGUUAGAAUACCUACAUGAUAAAGCAAACCCUCCUGUUAUAUAUAGGGACUUAAAAUCAUCAAAUAUUCUCCUUGAUGAGGGCUAUCACCCUAAGUUAUCUGAUUUUGGGCUUGCAAAGUUGGGUCCUGUUGGUGACAAAACCCAUGUAUCCACUCGAGUGAUGGGUACAUAUGGUUAUUGUGCACCAGAAUAUGCUAUGACCGGCCAACUCACUUUAAAGUCUGAUGUGUACAGUUUUGGAGUUGUGUUUCUUGAGUUGAUCACAGGGCGCAAGGCUAUUGAUAAUACACGGGCUCAUGGGGAGCAUAAUCUUGUUGCGUGGGCACGACCACUCUUCAAGGAUCGCAGGAAGUUUCCCAAGAUGGCUGACCCUUUAUUGCAAGGUCGCUAUCCAAUGCGAGGACUUUACCAAGCUCUUGCAGUUGCAGCCAUGUGUUUGCAGGAACAAGCUGCUACAAGACCUCUUAUUGGUGAUGUUGUGACUGCACUUACAUAUUUAGCCUCCCAAACCUAUGACCCAAAUGCAGCCGGCAAUCUGAGUAACAGAGUUGGUCCAUCUACUCCUAGAAGUAGGGAUGACCGAAGGAAUAUGGGAGAUGGGCUAGAUAGCCCUGAUGAGCAUGGACUUGUUGGGAGGCAUGGUUCACCUUCCACCCAUAAAAAUUCUCCUGAUUACAGGAAGCGGGACCAUGUUAGGGAAUUGAGUAACGGUGUAGACUUGGGCAGAAAUGAGACUGGUGGUGGAUCUGGGAGAAAAUGGGGUGUGGAUGAUUUAGAGCGACAGGAAUCUCAGAGAGAUAGCCCUGUAACUACUGGGAGAGUGAGGGAAACUCCAAGGAACCGUGAUUUAGAUAGAGAGCGGGCUGUGGCAGAGGCAAAAGUAUGGGGUGAGAAUUGGAGGGAGAAAAAGCGGGCAAACGCAAUGGGGAGCUUUGAUGGUACAAAUGAGUAAUCACAACAGAAACGCUGAUUCUUGUCACUUGGUCUUCUAGGAAAGAAAUGGUAUAUCGUUUCUCAGGGUCAUGACAAAGAAAGAGAAGAAAACUUGCAGAUACACCAUCAUUUUACCGUCUUGGUUUCCAUUCCCACCCAGGGAAUAAGAGAGUUCAUGCAUGUAUCCAACUUUGACUGUUGUUGCUUGUCCUAUGUCACUCUUGUAGUUUUGAAUGUGAAACUGAAUGCUUCAAUUAUGUGGUUGAAGGAAGGAGACGCAGUUAAAAGAGGGAAUUGGGGAAAGGGUUACUGUGAUUUUUUCGAGAAUUACAGAGAACCCUGGUGCAAGAUGAUGUAUGCAACAUGUUAAUCUAUGUAUUUAGAGCUUUUUUCUGAAGUUGAUGUUACAGGAGAUGUGGGAAAAUGUCUAAUUUUUGCCCCAUAUAUUAUUGUCUGUAAGUGGGGAAACUUAGUGGGUUUGGUGUGGAUGUCUCAAUUGGUGUUUCAUCUUGUCCUCUCAUACAGUCUUUGUGUAUGGAUUUCUGAGUCAGUCAUAUGCUUUCGGCUUAUACAAAAAAGGUUUCAUGUUCUUGUAUCUCCA
This is a messenger RNA of Pistacia vera, 2091 nucleotides long. RefSeq names its product serine/threonine-protein kinase PBL27. The record is from RefSeq and is a predicted model, not a curated record. Gene Ontology annotation, biological process: protein phosphorylation. The transcript is spliced from 5 exons. The annotation marks the transcript as partial. NCBI's taxonomy places the organism in Eukaryota, Viridiplantae, Streptophyta, Magnoliopsida, Sapindales, Anacardiaceae. Gene Ontology annotation, molecular function: ATP binding; protein kinase activity.